Molecule: messenger RNA, 1311 nt
Organism: Diaporthe amygdali
Lineage: Eukaryota; Fungi; Ascomycota; Sordariomycetes; Diaporthales; Diaporthaceae
Exons: 3
Coding region: 1-1311 (436 amino acids)
Source: RefSeq, a predicted model, not a curated record
AUGACUCUAGAGCUAGUCUUCGACUUCGAUGGUACGAUAACAGAAGACGACAGCAUUGCGUGGGUCCUAGACGCCGCUCUGAGUUACCACAAAGCAAACUCUUCUCCAGAGACUUACCACUCCCUGGCCAACAGCUGGCGUCGUGUCGUCGAGUCCUACGAGGCAGAUCUUGAUGCGUAUCACAGAUGCUUUUGUCCCGCUACUCAGGCUGAUGACUCAACACCGUUGGAUGUAGCUAGAAACCACUUCUCGAAUGACCAGCGCCGACAGAUAGAACGAGCCUCACUGUCGCGAGUACAGGACGCGGGAUUAUUUUGUGGUGUACCACUUGAGUACCUGUUCCAGUCAGGCCACAAGCACAGGGAGCAGGGUACCAUUAAACUACGCCGAGGCUUUCCCGAUCUGGUUCAUCUGAUACGGAGCCACUCGGCCGUACCAGAAGCGAGCGAUGUGCAAAUUCUCUCGGUGAACUGGUCUGCCUCAUACAUAAGAGGCGUUUUGACUCAGGAAGACAUUUCGUCGGUUAUUGCCAACGAUGUCAACCCAGCCGACGGGUCUAUUAGUGCUUUGUCAGUCACUGCCGACGACAACACUUCAGAAGGCUGGCCCAACGUUCUUACUGUCGGAUCAGACAAGUUAUCAGCUCUGCGAUGUCUCUAUCGGCGGCAACAGAGGACCAAGCCAGGACUGCCCGUCGAGAUCGUCUACUUCGGUGACUCAACAACCGAUCUCGAGUGUCUUCUAGAAUUUGGCGGCAUUGUAGUAUCCCCUGAAGCCGGAAUAUCCGGAAGUGCUGGUGACCUCCUCCGAGUGUUGCGAGCAAAGCUUAACUAUAAUGUCCCUCAUGUCUUCGAGUACAAGGCCGAGCAAAUUUGUUGGGCUAGCGACUUCACUGAAAUAAAGGAGAGUAGCUUCCUGCAAAAACGGUCCAAGAUGUGCUGGUACAAGCGGAUCAUCUUUUCCGACAACCACUCAAAGCUCGCAGGCUUGGUCCGAAAAUGCCACCUUCAGCUAGCAUUUGAGAACACAGAGACCACCUCUGGCUGUGGGAAGAUCAAUUUCCACUCGAUGCAGACCAUCAGGUUGGAGAAUAUCUGUCCAGACUGCAUUGCCAGGCGGAACAAGGAGGCUGACAUGCUAGCAACAAUCAAGGAGCAACUUGCUCAGGCCAAGACUAAGCUCCGGUUGAACACAGAGGACAAAGACCAUAGUAGGGAGGUAAAUGAGCUGGAGGCUUUCAGCCCUCUAAGCGUGAGGUUCUCCGGCAGAAAAGAGAACGAAGACUUUCCCUUGGAUGGGCCAGCGCCCUGA